Molecule: messenger RNA, 4028 nt
Organism: Hemicordylus capensis (graceful crag lizard)
Lineage: Eukaryota; Metazoa; Chordata; Lepidosauria; Squamata; Cordylidae
Gene: FAM180B
Product: family with sequence similarity 180 member B
Exons: 3
Coding region: 277-888 (203 amino acids)
Source: RefSeq, a predicted model, not a curated record
ACUCCCGAAUCGGAAAUAAAAUGGGGCUUGUGUUGGCAGAGCACUUUAAGAAUCUGAGCCGAAGCCUUUGACUUUUUCACAAUUUGAUGGAUGGAAACUACCCUUUCGAAAAGGGAUGUCAGUAGCAGCAGGGCUGGAAUUGGAAAGAAGAAUCCAUUCCAGCUGUGGGCGGCUUUGGGGAUUGAAAGGAGAGGGGGAAAGAAGCUAGAGCAAACAACAUUCACUUGACCCAAGGUGCUUGUCUGCUGCUGAAGGGGUGAGGACUCUCUUCCUGGCAUGGCCGGGAUGCUCCAGCUGCAGUUUGGAACCUCUCUGUGGGCAGCUCUGGUUCUCUGUGUGCUUGCUGGGCCCUGGACACCGGCAGAUGAACAAAUUAACCUCAAGGAUCCCACAGCCACAAAAGGGCUUGAGAAUGCUGAUAUCAUAUUAGAGUUACUUUGGGGAGGGAUUGAACUUAUGGCCAAUGAGACCAUCAGGAUUGAGGAUGAAGAGUUGGCCUCCCUGCGUCCUGCCAAACGGUUACUUCACAUCUUGCAACAUAAAAUUCCAAAAAAUCCAGCUGCCAUUGAGGAGUACCUGGACCAUCUCUCACAGUCUGACACACCUAUAACUUCGGAGGAAUUUGAGCAGCUUCUAUUCAUUACUGUCUAUUCUGCUAACAAGAUUCGCCUUAUCCAAGGCCUGGAGAAAAACCUCUGGAUCAACCUUUUCACCCAGCUGGUCUCUGAAAUCAUCCGUGAGCUUUGCAAACGAUUUUGUCCAUCAGAAUCUAUGGAUUCUGUUCAGCUUCUGGCCUCCAGGCCCUGGCAGGAAAUGCCUUUCUAUAUUACUGUACUGAAACAGAUCUACCAAUCCAGCACAGCCAUGGCCCAAAGAGGCAGACAGUAAGGAGACUUUCAUGCAAAGAGGGCAUAUUUUGGUCCUGCAGCACUAACAUGUACACUUAUUUACAAUAUGUACCUUUUAGGGUCACAAAUCUCGGUAACAUUAUUCAGGACUGUGCACCCAAAUGCUACUACCUUUGUGUUUUAUUUUCCCUUGUGUAUUGGGAACUCCUUAGUUUUUCUUUGGAUUUAGAUGACUAGCUCAUUGUUCAAGGUUGAGCACCUCUGCCUCUACUUUCUCUGUAGGACAUGCAGUUCAAAAGGUUCUUGACUUUUCUUAUUCUAGAAUUGGGAAGCAUCAUUUCAGUUAAGCCAGGCCUGGUGAUGGGGCCAUAGUUUAGUGGUAGGGCAUAAGAAUGUAAGAAAAGCCCUGCUGGAUCAGGUCGAGGUCCAUCCAGUCCAGCAUCCUGCCUCUUGCAGCAGCCCACCAACAGCACACGGGAAGCCUGCUCAUGGGGGAAAGAGGGCCUCUGCUUUGCAUGCAGCAGGUCUUGGGUUCAGUUCCAGCCUCUCUAGUAGGGCUGGGGGGAACUCCUGCCUGAAGCCCUGGAGAGCCACUGCCAGCCAGAGCAGCCAAUACUGAGCUACAUGGGCCCUGAUGUAGGGUCUUUCCAGAUGGUGAUGCAUUCUUUUUUGCUCUCUCCUAUGGGCUAUGUCACUGUGGGUUCAGAUUAUGUGCAGCUCCUCCUGGAUUUUCUUGGGCAUAAUUAGCCAUCCAAUUUGGGGAACAGGGGUAUUUCUCCAAUAUACAUUUUAUCUAUCAUGAACACGCAGUGCAAAAUAUUGUGCAAGGAGGAAAAGGUGUGAAUGGCUCUAGAGAAAACGGUGGAGGGAUGGCUACCUGUGUGGGUGAUGACAUCUGAGAGGGUUGGCUCCCAAAGGUUCUCCCCCCAUGCUCUCUCACUUCUGCACCUGAGCACAAUUUUCUUCUGGUUCUUCUUCCCUUAUGCAGUCCACACACAUCCAGGCCUGUUGGUUGAUGUUAUAGUAUUUUACCUCCUUUAUUUUAAAAACAUUUUCCUUGCUUUUCUUGCACAAUAGUGCUCUUUUUAGCCUUUAGAAAAGGGCUGCUCAACUUUGGCUCUCCAGCAGUUUUUGGACUACAACUCCCAAAAUCCCCAGCCUCAGUGGCCUAUAGUCAAGGAUUAUGGGAGUUGUAGGUCAACAUUUGCAGGAGGGCCAAAGUUGAGGAGCUCUGCUUUAGAGCAAACAGCUUCCUCCCCUUCCCCUACUUAGUUGCUUUCCUUUUCUUUUUGUUACAUCCCUCCAAAUUAUUGUUGCUGCUGCUGUUGAUACAAUGGUGCAAAGAACUAUGAGUUAAGCCCCAACAUUUUAAAGUGUGGCUGAAUCAAAGCUCUUUGAGAUAUCUGUCUGAAAAUACUAUGCUAUAAUGGCCUCACAAGGAUCUACCAUGCGUUCAGUUUUUGUCCCAUUCUCACAAUAAAUAACCCAGCUACAAACAUUUUUAGUGCUUUCUCAUUCAAGCCUAUGGCCAAAGCAUCAGGGAAAGAUGUAAGCACUACCAAAUGUAGCAACCUCUGUGCCCUCUUCUUCAGGUAACAAUAUCUAACAAUACACCCCCUGCUCCCCUAGUGGGUUCCCCCUACAAGCAUUUAAUUUAAAAAUAAUAAUAUGAACAGUAUUUACACUAUAGCACCUACUCUCCCCUCCCAGUAACCAAAUGAGUGAAGAUCAACAAUUUAAGAUUUUUAAAAAAGAACUGAAACUGUGGUCCGAGCAGUACAAUUGAUGUAUGUUUAGUCAGAGGUAAAUCCCAUUAACUUCAGUGGGGCUUAUUCCUAGGUAAGUGUGUAUAAGAUUGCAACCAAGUCAUUACAGGGAGAUUAUUCUGCUGGAUUUUCUGGAAACCAUGUCCACAAAACAAAAAGACACUUGAUUUCUUUCAAUCCAAGCUGGGAGUUUUGAGAGAAGAUUGUGGAAGAGGUGGGGAGUGUUGCAGACGUUCUAUGAGCUGGAAGUGCAGCAAACCAGGAAAGCACUAUUGCAAAGCAUAAUUUAAAUAAAGAAGUAAAAAUUUGUUGCUUUCUGUGCAGGCACACAUUAAGCACCAUAGUGGGUGGGGAAAGUGGGAGAGACAGUAGAAGAGACAGGAAGGACCCUAACCUGCAAUGCCUGCCUUGGUGCAGGCUGAAAAUAGUAAGGUGGACUAGUGUAAGAACUGCUCAGUGUAGAUGCCCAAGAAGAAUAAUUUCCACAAGCAAUUCUUGUGUGAGCCCACUGAACGUCCUGUAAAUAAUAAUAAUAAUAAUAAUAAUAAUAAUAAUAAUAAUAAUAAUAAAUAAUUAAUAAACAACCCUGUCUGGAAAUACCCCUCAGUAUAAGGCAACUUCCUAUGGACCUAUGACUUUAUAUGUGGCAGUCAAUGACCAUCAGAUCCAGCACAUUUGAAGGAAAAGGUGGGGAAUUAGAAAUUUUUUUAUUCCACUACCUAUCACUUUAACCACUGAUUAUCUCCUGGUCCUGAGCAUACUAGCUUGCUUAGCUGCAUAUAUUAGCAGGCAAUGCUUUGCAUGAUAAAAAAAUGUGGUAAUCAUGGUUGAAUGCGAUAUCAAACCCCUUGCUGAGCUAAAUUUCGAGUGUAUCAUAAGUAUGUGCCUUUAGAUGGGUGUUUGCAUGGAAACAGUUAAUGUAGUUUGUAAACAAACAAAGGGUAUUGCAUAUAUAUAUUAGCCAGAAACCUGCUGCAACAAUAAAGGCAAUGUUACAUUUUAAAAUGUGAAUAUAUAAACUCUUAAAGAAAUCUUUGUUUCUGCCCUUGUCAUUUGUUUGUAACACAGAAUGGGAUUGCAGCAGGUGCUUCUGCCAGAAUAUCCAAAUUUUAUGACCAAAGAAAUACAAAGUUGUGUCGGUUGGAAUAAAAUAUGACAAUUCAUAUAAAUUUGCAGGAGACAGAUGCCCCACUACCUAAACAGCAGAAGAAUGCACACCACAGUGGAACUUGGCAAGAUUACACCAUGCAACAGGGUUAUGAUGAAUCUCUGAAGUGUGCGUCUACACUUCUGGUGUUAUGACACCGCAGUCCUUACACUGACAGCAGGGUGCCAUUCAUAUUUCCAAUGCCUUGUUUCGAAUUUAAUCACUGCAAUACAGUGCUAUGACGUUGUAUAUCCACCAUAAAAAUGU